AUGUUUUUAUGUUUAUCAAAACAAAAGGUUAUCUGUAGGAUUCAUGUGUUUGAUGCAACUGAAGGUUCGGCCAAGUAGAAGUCUGAAGAAAGUAUCCCUUCUUGGGCUAGAACCUAUUCAGACAAGCCCCCUCCUUGGGCUCGAGAUGAAGGGAAGGACAACACAAAAUUAAGACGGCGCAACUUUUUCCUCUUCAUGCUGCAGGUAGGUUCCAUUUUUGAGUACGUCAACCAAAGGCCAGUUUUUGGAGUUUUAAACUCAGACGACAUUUUCUAUGCACCCUUGCUUGGUUUCUUUGCAUUUACUGGCAUCCCCACUUCUGUGAGCAUUCUUUGGUUCAAAUCUAUUCAAGCUGCUAACAAGGAAGGUGAGAAACAAGAUAGGACGGAUCUGUAAAGUCAAAUGACAUAAGUUGCCAUUGCCACUGUUAUUGUUCAUCAUCUAGAAUUAUUCU
This is a messenger RNA of Durio zibethinus, 454 nucleotides long. RefSeq lists its product as uncharacterized. NCBI's taxonomy places the organism in Eukaryota, Viridiplantae, Streptophyta, Magnoliopsida, Malvales, Malvaceae. The record is from RefSeq and is a predicted model, not a curated record.